AUGGCGCUCAACAUGCUGCUGGCGCUGCUGGCAAUGGCCCUUGCGGCCAGCACCGCCGGCUGGUGGAAGCCCCCAAAGCGCAUCCAGUGGCAGUGGCAGCUGUCGCCCUUCAACUACCCGGCCGACCUGGUCAAGGGCCCCGACCGUCUCGACAUGUACGAUGUCGACGUCUUCGACAACACCGCCACCACGAUCCGCAACAUCAAGUCCAGGGGUGUGCGUGUGAUGUGCUACUUUGAGGCGGGUACGUGGCCAAGUGGCAAGGUGAACAACCCCUUCCUGUCCCAGUACCCUGCAAGGUGCAAGGGCAAGCCGUACGAGCCCCCGUACACCGAUGAGCUGUGGCUAGACAUCACCUGCCCCGAGGUGCUCAACAUCACCCGCAAGAUCCUGGACCUCGCCGUCACCAAGGGCUGCGACGGGGUGGAGCCUGACAAUGUGCAGGGCUUCGAGACGGACUCUGGCUACAACACCGGCUUCUACAAGUGCCCCAUCAAGAAUGGCGUGCAGACCGGCUACACCACCGGCUGCGACCUGGAUUACAAGGAGUGGCGUGGCUUUAACUUGUUCCUUGCCAAUGAGGCACACGCGCGCAACCUCUCGAUUGCUCUCAAGAACAACUUCUACAUGGCGCCAGAGAUGGCUGCCGUGCACGACAUGGUGCUGUCUGAGCAGUGCUACCAGUAUGGCGAGUGCGCCAAUUACACGUCCUUCAUCAACGCCGGCAAGCCGGUGCUGCUGACAGAGUACCGCCGUUCCAAUGGCUGGCCCCUGAAGACGUGUCGUGAGUGA
Messenger RNA from Monoraphidium neglectum, 792 nucleotides. RefSeq lists its product as hypothetical. The transcript is spliced from 9 exons. The record is from RefSeq and is a predicted model, not a curated record. The coding region runs from base 1 to 792 and encodes 263 amino acids. NCBI's taxonomy places the organism in Eukaryota, Viridiplantae, Chlorophyta, Chlorophyceae, Sphaeropleales, Selenastraceae.